AUGUCCUCUAUCAUCUUUAACCCUGCUAUGUUGACUGCGUCUCCCUCUCCCUCGCCUGAACCUGAGGAGCGUCCGCAAGACAGUGGUGACACAUCUACAAACGACGCCACUCUCGACAACACUGCUUCGAAGGAGCCUGAAGAGUCCAUUGUGGAUCAGAUUGACCGUGCGUGGGCAGCCGUCCUUAACACUAUGCAUGUCUGCAUAGACACAUCUCCUCCCUCCAAGCCUGAACUCUUGGAGGAGCAGGAAUCCUGGCUCCACGAUUGGAAUAUCGCGAUGUCCGAUAUGACCUCUGUUUUCUACCGGGCGCAUGCGGUGGGGAUGCACUUGUCCCUCAACGAUGUGGACGCGGUUAUGUUAGCCGAGGGUAAGAUUGCUGCAUGGACGCUAAUGAGGGCUGUGAAGACGUGGAAGGAGAAGGUGGAGGAGUCUGCCGUGACUGCGCGCCCAGUGCGCACUGAGAAGGGGAAGGCGAAGGAGGUUGUCGCCAGCAAGAAGACGGCGGAGAAGGCGACGGAGAAGUCGGGUGAGAAGGCGCCCAAACCCGUGCUUACUGAUAUGGGACGUCUGCGUUUGGGUGGGUGGAUGACCGCUACCUCAGUCAGCCGUCCUGCUGAGAGGUCUGAGCGGAAGGUGCGAGGCUGUGUUAAAGCGCAGAAGGGCUGUUCGUUUGUUGCCACUAAGAACAAGGGAUGUGCGCCGGCUGUGCCAAAGCGCAAGGUGCCUCCCUCCGCGCAAACGACUGCUCCGGAUGCCAGUGAGUCCGAGGUGGAAAUUAUUGUCAUGCAGCAGCCUAAGUGGCCGCUUGCCUCUACGGCUGAACCUGUGGUGAAGCGUCCUUGCCUGGACGCUGAUACUGAGUUGGAGGAGGCACGUGCUGAGUCCACUCAACUUUGCGCUGAGAACGCUGAACUUCAUACUCGGAAUGAUAAGUACUGUCUUGCGCUACUCGAUAUGCGCCAGCAUACUCGAACACAGGAGUCCGAGUUGCUUCACAUGAGCAACCGGCUGUACAUUUUGGCGCGCGACUGGGGCAAUUGGGAAAAGGAGCUUGGCGAGAUCCUAGAAGAGUAG
Messenger RNA from Suillus discolor, 1077 nucleotides. RefSeq lists its product as uncharacterized. The transcript has 6 exons. The coding region runs from base 1 to 1077 and encodes 358 amino acids. NCBI's taxonomy places the organism in Eukaryota, Fungi, Basidiomycota, Agaricomycetes, Boletales, Suillaceae. The record is from RefSeq and is a predicted model, not a curated record.